AUGGCCGGAUAUGGAGAACAGGAUGCAGAGCCCCGAGAAGACGCUGAGCGUUUGAAGACAUUGCAGGAAUGGGUGCUUGCAAGCAGCGAAGAACUGAGCUCACCACAUGUGGUGGGCUAUGACUUUAAUCAAGGAGUGGACUACGAAGCCUUGCUGCAGUCAUACAUGACAACAGGCUUCCAAGCAACGAACCUCGGAAAGGCCAUUCAAGAGAUCGAGCAAAUGCUUGACUGGUCUCUUGCUGAUGAGCCAGUCCCUGAAGAUGAGGUUGAUGAGUUCAAAGACAUAGAGGCCCGGCGCCGCGUGCGCACCAAGAUUUGGCUCUCCUAUACGUCCAACCUUAUCAGCUCUGGCCUUCGGGAAACUCUUCGGUUUCUGGUGCAGCACCGCAUGGUGCAGGUCAUGAUCACCACAGCGGGUGGGAUUGAAGAGGACAUCAUCAAGUGCCUGGCCCCGACGCACCUGGGCGACUUCGCCCUGCCGGGUCUGGACUUGCGGCGCAAGGGCAUCAAUCGCAUAGGAAACCUCCUGGCUCCCAAUGAGAACUACUGCAAGUUCGAGGAUUGGAUCACGCCCAUCCUGAACGCCAUGCAUGACGAGCAGGAGAAGGAUGGUGUGGUAUGGACACCCUCGAAGAUGAUCCAUCGCUUCGGCAAGGAAAUCGACAAUCCUGAGUCCGUAUGCUAUUGGGCCUACCGAAAUAACGUCCCGAUCUUCUCACCGGCCAUUACCGAUGGCUCCAUUGGGGACAUGCUGUAUUUCCACAGCUACAAGAGGAGUGGUUUUGUUCUGGACCUUGUUCAAGACAUCCGUGCAGUGAAUGACCAAGCGAUGAAGGCUCGGAAGACAGGGGUGCUGGUGCUCGGUGGCGGGCUUGUGAAGCAUCAUUGCAUGAAUGCCAACCUCAUGCGGAAUGGUGCGGACUUCGUGGUCUAUGUGAGCACCGCUCAGGAGUUCGACGGCUCCGACUCCGGCGCGCGGCCGGACGAAGCGGUGAGCUGGGGCAAGAUCCGCGUCGAUGCACAGCCGGUGAAGGUACAUGCAGAGGCGACCUUGGUGCUUCCACUGAUGGUGGCCAAGACCUUUGCCCGCAGGCUUCAGAAAGGCGAGUGGAACGCAGAUGGCCGCCUCUUCGACAAGGCCUUUACAGCCUCUGAGAUCGAGCGAGAGAAGAAGAAGUGUUUCCCCAGCUGA
Durusdinium trenchii is the source of this 1194-nucleotide messenger RNA. NCBI's taxonomy places the organism in Eukaryota, Dinophyceae, Suessiales, Symbiodiniaceae. The record is from the annotation of a GenBank genome assembly.